AUGACAGUGGAUAUCGACACUUCUAACCUCCCCGAAGUCGUGGGAGAACGACACAUCAUGCAACCGCUGGAAGAAUUGCGCGUGGAAGUCCCCUUCGGGACCCAAACCAACCCGGCCAGUUUCAUAUUGCAAAAGGGAAGCUGUGAAUUGUGGGGAUGCGAAUUGGCCUUGGGAAAGCCUUACGCAAUUGCCACUGGUGGGUUGAAGUUAGCCUUGUUUACUUGGCAUGGCUGUGUCGUUGACGUGGAUGCAGACGUGGAGAUCUCCUAUACUUCAGAUGAGACGACUUCCAAUGUGGCCUAUGUCAAUACGCAUGCUCAAUUGGAAGCUCUACGGGAUGAAGCUUACCAAGAACAACAACAGCAAGAUCAAACGCAACAACAACAGCAACAGCAAGACUCCAUGAAGAACAAUAAUAAUGACGCUGGCCCCAAACUUGUCCAAGGGCCUCGUGUCAUGGUGGUGGGUCCUGCGGAAUCUGGAAAAACCAGUCUUUGCAAGACGCUUGUUGCUUAUGCCACCAAAGUGGGCCGCACCCCUCUGUGGGUCGAUUUGGAUCCAGUCGACAAUUCCAUUAGUGUCUCGGGAUCCUUGAGUGUGGCUCCCAUGAUUGCUUCUGCGGUCACGGUGGAAAGCUAUGCCACCUGCGGCAUUCCACCCAAUACCGUUCAUCCCUUGGCCAUGUAUCAUGGUUCCAAUUCCAAAAUUCAUCCCGACUUGUUUCGGGCCCAAGUGGAUCGUCUAGCGGAAAAUAUUAAUCAACGACUGGCACAAGACGAAAAUGCCCGGUCCUCUGGAAUUAUUGUCAAUACCAAUGGAUGGAUUCAAGAUGAUGGUUAUAAAUUGCUAAUGCACGUAGCCGAGGCCAUGGAUAUAUCAGUCAUUUUAAUUCUGGGACACGACCGAUUGUACAGCAUGAUGAACAGCCACUACAAAAAGAUUCUUCAAAAGAAUCCUACUGCGACCGUCCCCAAAGUACUCAAAUUGCCCCGCUCCGGUGGUGUGGUCAGCCGGCCAGAUACCUUUCUUCAAUACUCGAGAUCCAGAUCCGUCAAGCGAUACUUUUAUGGAGACUUUGUUGAUCCACCCAAAACGGCGGAUACGACUGCGACCACGUCAAAAGUACCACAAUUGACUCCCUUUUUGCUCCAACUCAAGUUUACCGAUGUGGAAAUCUACCGCCUCUCCAGCAUGGCCUUGUCCAGUAGUUUGUUGCCCGUCGCCCAACAACAGACUACCGAUGCCGUCCAAAUUUCCAGGGUCGACUUGGACACGGAAGCCGAAUCCUUGCAACACGCCCUACUGGCCGUUUGUCAUCCGUCGUCGGUCGCCAAGUGGCAAGCCAGUGGACGGGCCCGGGAUCUGGUCUGUGCGGGAGUGGCGGGAUUUUGUGCGGUGGAACGCAUCCAUUCCGAGACGGAUUCCUUGCACCUCUUGUCACCGUGCGCUGGAUCACUGCCCUCGCAAACCUUGCUCUUGGGGGAUAUUACAUGGAUGGAAUAA
This is a messenger RNA of Cylindrotheca closterium, 1503 nucleotides long. The record is from the annotation of a GenBank genome assembly. Lineage: Eukaryota; Bacillariophyta; Bacillariophyceae; Bacillariales; Bacillariaceae.